This is a messenger RNA of Camarhynchus parvulus, 2501 nucleotides long. It is a transcript of the gene AFG1L, whose product is annotated as AFG1 like ATPase. The record is from RefSeq and is a predicted model, not a curated record. Gene Ontology annotation, cellular component: cytoplasm; mitochondrion. The transcript is spliced from 13 exons. Gene Ontology annotation, molecular function: ATP hydrolysis activity; ATP binding. Lineage: Eukaryota; Metazoa; Chordata; Aves; Passeriformes; Thraupidae. Bases 345 to 1688 code for a protein of 447 amino acids.
UUUAUUUUAGUUUAUUUUUUCCCUAAUAGUGUUAUGGUAUUGUCUCACUGGCAUUUUGUGAUCUGGUGUAGCUGUUGGAUCCUUUUUUGCAGAGGUACUCUUUAGCUGGUCAUUCCCCAUCUCCUGAGUUAGUUAUUUCCUCUAAAUAGCAUGCUUUGUCCCUGUUGAAUUACAUCCUAAUUUUAUUAGAUUAUUUGUCUAGUUGGUCAGAAUUUACUUGCCUUCCAGAGUGUCUGCAGCCCUCUCCUGAUUUUCUGUUAUUUGUGUUCCCAGUCUGUCUAUUUUUCUGUAAAUGGCAUGGAUGGAAAUUCAGGGCUGCACCAAGAUGAGAUCCUGAGCCCUCUAUGAAACUCUACUGCAGAUAUACACUUGGUUUAGCCUACACAGCUCAGGCAGAUGAGAAGACAGGCCCUGCUACUCCUACAGAUGCUCAUGCCAGAGCCUUACAGGUUUGCAAUGGACCUUUAGAACAUUAUGACUUUUUGAUUAAGCAUCAAGAGCUGAAGAAUGAUGAGCAACAAAGGAGAGUUGUGCAGCACCUGCAGAAAUUGCAUGAGAGCCUUAAAGGCUACAGCAUUGAUUCGAAAAGUGUUCUUUCACAGCUCUUUGCCAAAACCAACCCCCCAAAAGGUCUUUAUGUCUAUGGAGAUGUUGGCACAGGAAAGACAAUGGUGAUGGACAUGUUCUAUUCUCACUUAGAAGUAGAAAAGAAAAAGAGAGUCCAUUUCCAUGGCUUCAUGUUGGAUGUACACCAGAGAAUACAUCGCCUUAAGCAGAACUUACCAAAGAGAAAAGCAGGAUUUAUGGCCAAAUCAUACGACCCAAUUGCACCUGUGGCAGAGGAAAUAAGCAGAGAGGCUGCUCUCCUGUGUUUUGAUGAGUUUCAGGUCACUGACAUUGCUGAUGCCAUGAUUCUGAAGCAGCUUUUUGAAAAUCUCUUCCAAAAUGGGGUUGUCGUUGUGGCAACAUCUAACAGGCCGCCAGAAGAUCUCUAUAAAAAUGGUCUUCAGAGGGCUAAUUUUGUACCAUUCAUUGCUGUGCUGAAGAAAUACUGCAGCACAGUCCAGCUUGAUUCUGGAAUAGACUACAGGAAACGAGUGCUUCCAGCUGCUGGGAAACUUUACUACCUCACAAGUGAAGCUGAUGUGGAGGCUGUCAUGGAUAAGUUGUUUGAUGAGCUGGCUCAGAAACAAAAUGAUUUAACUAGACCAAGGAUUCUAAAAGUGCAAGGCAGAGAGCUGGGGCUGAAUAAAGCAUGUGGAACCAUUGCAGACUUCACGUUUGAAGAGCUGUGCGACAGACCUCUUGGAGCCAGCGACUAUUUGGAAAUAUCAAAGCAUUUUGACACAGUGUUUGUUCGUGACAUACCACUUCUUACAAUAGCAAAAAGGACACAAACUCGUCGUUUCAUUACUCUUAUUGAUACCUUUUAUGAGCAUAAGGUGCGCAUUAUCUGUUCUGCGGCAGCUCCUCUCCAAAGCUUGUUCCAGGUGAAACAGGACAGUGCUGAACGGCAGGAGAACAGAGUCUUGAUGGAUGAUUUGGACUUGAGCCAGGAUUCUGCCAAAGGACUCUCCGUGUUUACAGGAGAAGAGGAAGUCUUUGCCUUUCAGCGUACUCUCUCACGGCUCACAGAAAUGCAAACUGAACAGUACUGGAAUGAUGGGGACAGAAGCAAAAAAACAUAAUUAAAAGUUGAAUGAAAUCACCAGGAAGUAAAAUUACAGCAUGAAAUCACCAAGAAGAAAAAUUGGAAAAGCUUCAGAAAAGCCCUGGAAAGCUUUUUAGCACAACUUGAAUAAUAAUUGCACUUUAUCAUCUGGACCAUGUUUUCUUUCAUCAAUAGUUUUUUUUAGUUUCAGACAUGAGGUCUCAGUUAUUUGUCUGUACCACCAGUGUGUGGACAUGUGAAAUUCUGCCUUCAUUUGUUCUUCUUCAAACAUGUCUGGCUCCAUGUAGUGGUGGUGAAUGGGAUUACCUCCAGCUGGUGGCUGGUCACCAGAGGUGUUCCCCAGGGCUCAGUAUUGGGGCCAGCCCUCUUCAAUAUCUUUAUGCAUGGUAUGGCCAGGGGGAUCAAAGUGCAGCCUCAGUAAGUUCACAGAUGAUGCCAAGUUGGAUGGGAGCGUUGAGCUGCAGGAGGGCAGGAAAGCUCUGCAAAGGGAUCUGGACAGGCUGGAUCAAUGGGCUGAGGCCAGUUGUAUGAGGUUCUACAUAGGCCAAGUGCCAGGUCCUGUCCUUGGGUCACAACAACCCUGGGCAGCACUAAGGGCUGGGGCAGAGGGGCUGGAAAGUUGCCCAGGGGAAAAGGACCUGGGGGUGCUGGUAAACAGCAGCUGAACAUGAGCCAGCUGUGCCCAGGUGGCCAAGAAUGCCAAUGGAAUCUCAGCCUGUAUCAGCAACAGUGUGGCCAGCAGGACCAGGGCAGGGAUUGUCCCCCUGUACUUGGCACUGGUGAGGCCUUAGUUUGAGUGCUGUGUCCAGUCUGGGCCCCUCAGUACAAG